Cyclocybe aegerita is the source of this 2466-nucleotide messenger RNA. The record is from the annotation of a GenBank genome assembly. Lineage: Eukaryota; Fungi; Basidiomycota; Agaricomycetes; Agaricales; Hemipholiotaceae.
AUGGAGGGCGAUGAGGUUAUCGGCGCACCAAAGCAUCCCGACUGGCUGCAAAUGGUGCGCAUUAAGGAAGGGGAGGUUCCCCGCGUGAUCGCCUACGUUUCGACUAGGUUAUCCCGCUAUCGUCCCGCUAUAUUGGAGCACGAUCUCCAGGGUCUGUCAGAUCAUGUCCUGAUCUGCACAGAUCUUGAUAUCGGUCCCGAACCGCCCGGAUCUGGGCAACAGACAAUUAAACCCGGAAGCGAGGCUGAGAAGUCUUUCAUUUUGGAUAUUCUCCGGGAUCUUGCGGCUAUUCCCGUCGCAGCCCCGGCAACCAAGGAAGGUGUUGAAGCUUUAGCUGAUGCUAUCGCGACAGCGUUCUCGGACGCAUGGCUUGCCCAUUCGACUGAGUCCAAACCUACCAAGCACUCCAAGUCCUGGUGGACGGACGAGUGUUCGGAGACAUUCGGAGUAUAUCAGCUGAGCUGUUCGCUCGCUGACUACAACAAGUUUAAGAAGGCGUGCAGAGACGCCAAGCGUGAUUUCUUUGAUGAACGCAUCGCAGAAAUCGCUACCUCUCACAAGCGCCCGGUAAAAGAGUUGCUCAAGGACAAACACGUCCUUGCGCUCUUCAUCGUGUUGGCUAAUGCAUGCCUUAGGGUGGGUCAUUGGCCUCGUAUAUUCAAGGAGUCGCUAUCGGUUAUCGUUCCGAAACCGAAUAAGCCCUCUUACGCCGUUCCGAAGGCCUUCAGGCCGAUCGUACUCCUCAUCACUUUCGAGCCAGAGGUCAACCAAGGAUGCUGGAUUGAUUCUGACUCAUCUCGUGCGAGCGGGUUUUUCCCUUCUAUCAACCAUGAGAUGUUCAUGGCCGUACUUCGCAAGCAAGGGUUCUCGCCGGUUCUGGUGGAGUUCUUUGCCUCUUAUCUCGUUGGUCGUUCCACAGUUUAUUGUUGGAACACCUUCCAAUCCGACUCGCGGUCUGCGGAUGUGGGUGUCGGGCAGGGCUCUGCUCUCUCGCCUGUUAUCUCUGGGCUGUUCAUUGCUCCGCCCAAGGCCUUUUGGAGGUAUUUGGGCUUCUACUUUGACCGCGGGCUCACGUUUCAGGAGCACGUUCGCUACUAUGCCACCAAGGCGUUUACCACCGUGCAGGCCAUGCGCAUGCUCGGGAACUCUACUAGAGGUCUCUCGCCUAAACAGCGCCGCCUCUUAUAUCGGUCGUGUGUGGUCCCCAUUGCCACAUAUGCAGGUCUCAUACCUGUCCACCUUAUGCUGAAGAAGCUGGCAACGCGUGCAGUGUAUCGCGUAGCCACCCUCUCAGACACUCACCCUCUUCGCUCCAUGAUGGGCGAGGGACUCCUCAAGCGAGCCGUACCACAUGCUCGCUCCGCUGCAUUGAUGACCCCAGCUAUGCGAGGGAAAGUCAAGAGCACUGUCAUGGAGGUGGACGAGCGUGUCCACACCUUAACUGAGAGCUUCGAACCUUUUGCACCCAAAGCUCGCCCAGGUGAUCGGUUACUGGACCGCUAUGCGGACCAUCUCCACUUUGACGAGCGUGACCCUGGUCAGGAUAGGCGCCCAUAUCUAGACGAGCUCAUCGUGAGAGCGAGGGCUGACCCACUAACAGUGCUGGCUGCGACCAACGGCUCUGUCCCUCAGUCCAACCAGUAUCAGGCGGCUUCGGCUGCCAUCAUCUACAAGGGACAUCGCGAGCUCGAGAGGACUCGCUAUGUCUCUGGCAGAGUCACCGCCCCAGAUGCGGAACUCAAUGCCAUCUCGUGCGCAGUGCGCCUUGCUGUCAAGCAGGCAAACUGCCAACAUAUUAUGGUCUUUACUGACUCUAUGGGCUCAGCCCAUAGAGCGGUUGACCCCGGCGUGCAUUCUGGUCAGGCUUUCAGCCUGUCAGUUUGUCGCGUUCUUCAAGAGUGGUUUGAGGCAGACGAUCUCCGCCACAUUACCUUUGUUUACGUCCCAUCCGCCCUGCGGUGGGAUAUCCAUGGUGAAGCACACAAGUACGUCACCGAGCUCAAAGUCAGGGUUGGACGUCGCAAGACGGACAACUCUAUAGACACGCUCCACUCCAAAGCCACACACUCAGUCCUGGAUUCGUGGAGUUCCACUUUCCAGCAUCCAACCUACCGAGGCUCUGAGUUUUUAGAGCUUCAACAGCCUGACGGGCAGCCGCUACAGCCAUCGUACCUCAAUGGGGGACCUUGGCUUUCAACCUUCGGACACAGUAUUACUGAGUUUGCUCACGUUUGCCAGUGUAUGACUGGCCAUGUGCCCAUUGGAGCGUAUUACCGUCGUUUCAAGAUCAAUGAGCCUCACGGCUGCACUUGCAGGGCUGCUUUGCAGUCUCGCCAGCAUAUCCUCUUUCGCUGUCGCGAUAGAUAUUCUGUACAUUAUCCCCGUUUUCUCGGGGAUAUUGCAUCUUUUAUGAAGUACAACCCUACAGCGUUUGGCUUCAACCGAGACCCCUCGGGUGUCGGAUAA